Molecule: messenger RNA, 960 nt
Organism: Temnothorax curvispinosus
Lineage: Eukaryota; Metazoa; Arthropoda; Insecta; Hymenoptera; Formicidae
Exons: 3
Coding region: 1-960 (319 amino acids)
Source: RefSeq, a predicted model, not a curated record
AUGGACGUCAGGCACGUCUCCUCGGCGGAAGUAGCGCCUGUCGCCUCGAACGAUGCGCCUCAAAAUUCGGAGUCCAGAAAUUGGAAAAUUCGCAAAUGUCACUUGGAGAAACGCGACGACACGCGGAACGAAGCGGGCACGCAAGACGUUAUCGGGAAUAUUCCCGCAAUUUAUAUCGAUACGUCGGACGAGGACGACGUGUCCGAAGGAUUGUCGGGCGACGUCGAGCGAACGGAGACUCAACAUUCGCCCGCGACAGAUCCAGGAUCAUCCGCCGUCGACUGUGGAAAAGAAUUCGCAUCUGCCCUUCAUGAGCGCGCCCAGGAACUCUGGUCGGAGAUGACGAGCCUUCGAGAAAAACUAAACAAGGAGGCAGCUCUCUGGAAAAGGGAGAAGGAGGAGUUUCAUCUUCUACGCCAGAGAAGCGAUGCCCUUGCGUUUGAAGAGGCAACCGCGGCCGCGCGGGCCGCAGCCGCGGCCUAUGCCGUCGAAUCGCCGCUCUCGAGCGACUUAGGUAACAUCGUUGAUAUUACGUCAGAGCAGAGCAUCAGGGAACUCGCAAUACUCGAGUACGAGAAGAAUCUCGCCAAGUACCAUGACCGGCACUCCGUCGAGCAAGCCGAGCAACGUUACAACUCGUACAAGCGUGUGCUCGUCGACGCCUACAGGCAGAAGUUGUCGGAGGUCGAGCGUCUCUGCGACGAGGAAUUGGAGAACAUACGACAGAACGCGAACUGCUUGCAGCCGUUCAAGGAGAUCGCAUCGCAGUGGUCCAUCGAUGAGAACGAUCACGGUGAUUCGCAGCGCGGUUGUGACAGUCCACCCGAGUCCGCAGAACCAUCUAAAAUCAUCGAGACAAGUCUAAGCAACAAUUGGUGUAUAUACGAAACACUCGACAACGAGGUCAACAUGAUCCCGGAAAUUUUAUCCGCCCGUUUUAAACGGGAAGAAGCAACAUAA